AUGAAAGUUUUGAAGCUGUGGAUAAAGGGCUGCUCCAUAAUUGUUGUCGAUGUUCCUCUUUUGUUUGAUGCCAAGGUAGAUAAAUGUACUAAACCCAUUGUUGUCAUUUGGGUUGACCCUGAGACACAGCUGCAGCGGCUCAUGACUAGAGAUGGAUCUAUGGAGGAGGAGGCCAAAAGCAGGAUAAAUGCGCAGAUGUCCCUGGAUCUCAAGAGGUCAAAGGCAGAUAUUGUGAUUGAUAACACCUGCUCAUUGGAAGCUCUGCAUGAGCAAUUUCAGAAAGUGUUAACUCAGAUUACCAAACGCUUGACCUGGACUGAGUUUCUGCUCUCAAGAAAUGAAGCUUUUCUAGCAUUGUUUUCCACUUUUGUCAGUGUUGCUAUUUUCAAGAAAAGUUCAUGA
This is a messenger RNA of Solanum stenotomum, 402 nucleotides long. RefSeq names its product dephospho-CoA kinase-like. Gene Ontology annotation, biological process: coenzyme A biosynthetic process. The coding region runs from base 1 to 402 and encodes 133 amino acids. Gene Ontology annotation, molecular function: ATP binding; dephospho-CoA kinase activity. The transcript has a single exon. The record is from RefSeq and is a predicted model, not a curated record. NCBI's taxonomy places the organism in Eukaryota, Viridiplantae, Streptophyta, Magnoliopsida, Solanales, Solanaceae.